This is a messenger RNA of Triticum dicoccoides, 867 nucleotides long. RefSeq lists its product as uncharacterized. The record is from RefSeq and is a predicted model, not a curated record. The transcript has a single exon. NCBI's taxonomy places the organism in Eukaryota, Viridiplantae, Streptophyta, Magnoliopsida, Poales, Poaceae. Gene Ontology annotation, biological process: root development; shoot system development. The coding region runs from base 1 to 708 and encodes 235 amino acids.
AUGGCUUUCCAUCAAAGAUCGACAAGUUUGCCUUCUAGGCCUCAAGUCAGUGAGACCGAAGUUGAGCUAGAGCUUCAGAGCCUAGAAGCUAGCAUCUCUUCAUCCAAUUCCAUCAGCACGAUGUGCGAUUUUCUCAGGACUCUUGCAAACAUCUACGAUGGUCUUGACGAAAUCAUCUGCCUACCAAGCAACCAAGUUUGCUCCUCCCAGCAGAGGAGGAACAUAUUGGAUGGAGAAAUGGAAGGUUCCCUCGAGCUCCUAGAUCUCUGUGGUGCCAUGCAAGAGAUCUUCGUGGAGAUGAAGGCCAUCAUCCAAGAGCUGCAAGUGGCUCUAAGGAAAGGGGAUGUUGCAGCUGCUCAAGCCAAGAUCCAGUCUUACACCCACUUGGCGAAGAAGGCCAGGAACCAUUUCAAGAAGGCCACGAAGAAGGCUCCUGCAGAUUGCAGGAUGGUCAUGCUAUUGGCCAAGGCCAGGGAGGUCUCUGCGUCUCUCCUGGAGUCCACACUCCAUCUCGUGUCGAAGCAAAUCGAAAUGCCUAAACAAUCUCUUGUUUCCAAGGCAUUUCACAAGAAGAAAGCGGUUGUUUGUAAGGAGGAACAAUUGUCGGAGUUAGAGUGCAGUAUCAGAGAUCUUGAGAGUGGAGCAGGACAUCUGUUCAGGAAAUUAAUCCAGAGCAGAGUUUCUCUACUCAACAUCCUUAGCUCAUAGAUACUCCCAAGUCAUUCUUGGCGCCCUCCGAUCGGCAUCCGCCUUUUAAGGAAUAGCUGAUCUUCAUACAACUAUACUGUAUAAAUGUACAUGGUACUACAGAAAUAGAAAGUGAAACCAAAGUUUUGAUCCAUUUGACCAUUUCAUCCUUGAAGACGU